GAAGCUCAGGUACAGACGGCUGCUCUGCUCUCUGCUACACCUCUACUGAACAACCCCAGCAGACUUGUGAAAGUGAAAGUAAAGUGGCUGUAUUUGUUGUUGGAAAAUGGCUUCAAGACUAGAGGAGGAGAUAUCUUGUCCUGUGUGCACUGAGAUCUACAAGGACCCUGUGCUCCUGACCUGCUCCCACAGCAUCUGUAAAGCCUGUCUGCAGCAGUUCUGGAACACCAAAGGAUCCAGAGAAUGUCCAGUCUGCAGGAGGAGGUCAUCAAAGGAGAAACCUCCACUUAGCCUGGCGUUAAGAAACUUGUGUGAGGUGUACUUACAGGAGAGAAGUCAGAGAGGAGCACUGUGUAAUCUCCAUGGUGACCCACUCAGGCUGUUUUGUCAUGAUGAUCAACAGCUUGUGUGUUACUCGUGUCGAGACUCAAAACUCCACAGGAGUCAUCAGUUCAGUCCUGUUGAUGAAGCAGCAGCUGACCGAAAGGAAGAGCUCAAAAUCAAACUAGAUCCCAUGAAAGAGAGGCUGAAGGCUUUUGAAAAAGCAAAACUCACUUGUCAUGAAACAGCUGAACACAUGAAGACUCAGGCCCAGCACACAGAGAAGCAGAUCAAGGAGGAGUUUGAGAAGCUUCACCAGUUUCUACGAGAUGAAGAGGCAGACAGGAUAGCUGCACUGAGGGAGGAAGAGGAGCAGAAGAGUCAGAUGAUGAAGGAGAAGAUUGAGAAGAUGAGCAGAGAGAUCUCAUCUCUUUCAGACUCAAUCAGAGCCAUAGAAGAGCAGAUGGGAGCUGGUGACAUCACAUUCCUGCAGCAGUGCACACUGCAGGAUCCAGAGAGGGUUUCAGGAGCUCUGAUCAAUGUGGCAAAGCACCUGGGCAACCUGAAGUUCAGAGUCUGGGAGAAGAUGCAAGAUGCUGAGACUGUUCAGUACACUCCUGUGACUCUGGAUCCCAACACUGCACACCCACUUCUCAUCCUGUCUGAGGAUCUGACCAGUGUGAGACGUGGUAAUGAGAAGCAGCAGCUUCCUGAUAACCCAGAGAGAUUUGAUUCGGCUGCCAGUGUCCUGGGCUCUGAGGGCUUUAACUCAGGGACUCACUGCUGGGAUGUGGAGGUUGGAGAGAACACACGGUGGAAUGUGGGUGUGAUGACAGAGUCUGCCCAGAGGAAGGGAGACUUUAACUCCAUGAGUGGACGCUGGAUUGUGCAAUAUAAAGAUGGUGUAUAUGCAGCAGGUGCUCCACCACGACUCACUCGCCUCACAGUGCAGCAGAAACUCCAGAGGAUCAGAGUGCAGCUGGACUGGGACAGAGGAGAGCUGUCAUUCUCUGACCCUGAUAAUAACACACACCUACACACUCUCAAACACACUUUCACUGAGAGAGUGUUUCCAUAUUUUAAUACUGGUGAAUUUCCUCUGAGUAUUGUACCAGUGAAGGCCUCUGUGUCAGUAGAGCAGCCCAGUUAGAGCAGAAACUGUCUCUGUCUGAACAAGAGCCGACAUGCAGAGAUGGAUGGAGAUAUUUGGGUGUCAGUCAUGAGUCACUCACACAGUAUCUCUGAUAUCUGACCUGUGAGGCAUCAUCAUCAUACAAUGAAAUAGAAUUAGCUUUUUUUUUUAUUUACAAAUUGGGUAUGUUUAUGUAGCACCUGUUCUGUGCACGCUUGAACAUAAUUUCAUAUGAGAUACAUUUAGAGAGGUCACUUCCCUAGAGGGGCAGACAGAUGAGUACUGCCAUCUAGUGGCGGUUAUUGUGUAACUACACACUCUCCUCUCACCUGUGAGGUUUCCAGUAGAGCAGCAACACAGCACAGCUGCAGCUGGUUCUGCCUCUGUCUGAUCUGAGGUCAGAAAUGCUGGAGAUUAAACAGCACUAAAGAGACUGAGAGCACUGCAGUAAACACAAACUCCUGCACAGCUGAACGCUGAUCAGUACAGAAAUCCAAUAAAUGAUUUGGAGAUACAUCAUUAAAUUAAAUAAAAUGUCUUUGAUUUGCAGGUGCAUCAUUUGUGAUUGUUAGUGUUGGUUUGUCUCUUCCCUUCACAAGCAGAUGAAAGGUCAACUCUACACCAGUAAUUGAUCUUUACAGAGGGUAGACAUUUUGAAAUGUUUGAAGAACCAGAGCAAGAACUGUGUGAUGUGUGUGUGUGUGUGUGUGUGUGUGUGUGUGUGUGUGUGUGUGUGUGUGUGUGUGUGUGUGUGUGUGUGUGUGUGUGUGUGUGUGUGUGUGUGUGUGUGGCAGAUUAAGUGGCAGAUUAACAUAAUUCACACGUUGGAUUGCUUUAUAACCUUUAUAACCUGCAAAUAUUUCUGUCUCAUUUUCCAUUUUGAUUCACAUAAUGUGUUGUGUGGAAAUUGUGUAUGUGUAGUGGUUUGCUCAGUGUGUAUACGUGCAAAUGUGUACAAUGUUCCAUAUUGCAAAAUUCUAAAUUACGUUUAUUGCCACCACAUA
Messenger RNA from Sardina pilchardus (European sardine), 2457 nucleotides. RefSeq names its product nuclear factor 7, ovary-like. The transcript is spliced from 6 exons. The record is from RefSeq and is a predicted model, not a curated record. Gene Ontology annotation, cellular component: cytoplasm. Lineage: Eukaryota; Metazoa; Chordata; Actinopteri; Clupeiformes; Clupeidae. Gene Ontology annotation, biological process: protein ubiquitination. Gene Ontology annotation, molecular function: ubiquitin protein ligase activity; protein binding; zinc ion binding. The coding region runs from base 107 to 1471 and encodes 454 amino acids.